Zasmidium cellare ATCC 36951 is the source of this 1230-nucleotide messenger RNA. RefSeq lists its product as uncharacterized. The coding region runs from base 1 to 1230 and encodes 409 amino acids. Lineage: Eukaryota; Fungi; Ascomycota; Dothideomycetes; Mycosphaerellales; Mycosphaerellaceae. The transcript is spliced from 2 exons. The record is from RefSeq and is a predicted model, not a curated record.
AUGGCGGUCACUGGGAAUCGAGUGCUGUCAUGGAGACUUGGUUGCUUUGCACUUCUUGGCCUCCUCGUGUUGACGUUCCUUAUCAAUGCGCUCCCUCAAAAGACGACAACUGCGAUCGAUGGCCUUACUGACGCACAAUGCACCGCUGAAUUUCCUGAUCUGUACCUUGACGUGGACCGCGCCGUGAAUUAUUGGAACGAUCCGGCUAGAGCAGGACACAUUACAGCAUCCGACGUCGAUAUCUCCGAAUCGCGGGCGGCCGUAAGAGUCCUGAUCCACGAGAACAAAAUACGGAUACUUCAUAGUAUCUCAGCCGUAUCUACCAAGUGGACUACUCCGGAAAGAACGCUUGCGGUCCUCCAUAUGAUUCAGCGGGUCUUAGAUGCGGCGACAGUCGUAGGGGAUCAACUACCGACUAUCGAGAUCGCUUUGAAUUUCCAGGACGACGCUGAUCCAGUCACCGGCACGCAUUCGUUCUGGUCUUUUGCUCGAGCCCUUGGCAAAGAAACUCAUCAGCAGCUGUGGCUGAUGCCAAACUUCGACUUCUGGUACUACGAUCCGCACGGAUCAUUCGCCGAUGCAAAGUGGCUUGCAAUGCAGCAUGACGGAGCUUUUGCUAGCAAGAUCCCCAAGAUUGUGUGGCGAGGCAACGCGAACUUUGGCGCUGAAAUACGAGCGCAACUGGUCCAAGCCGCCAAGGGACAGCCAUGGGCAGAUGUCGAGGCUACAGAUACGGUUCAGAAGGAUCAGAACUCAUGGAUGGACCCCAACACCUUCUGCGACUACGCUAUGACGGUCUAUACCGAGGGUGCAGCAUACUCUGGGCGAUUGAAGUUCUUACUGAAUUGCCAGUCAUUGCUCUUUGUCCACCAGCCAGAGUAUGUAACCCAUUACUCGCACUUACUAAAAAGCGACGGCCCCGAACAAAAUUGUGUUCUUGUGAAGCGCGAUUGGUCCGACCUAGAAGAGAAGGUUAAAUGGUAUCUGGAUCACCCAGACGAAGCAGAAAGAAUUAUCGCAAACUCCCUAGCUACUUUCCGGAGUCGUUACACUACCCAGGCCGCGAUCUCGUGCUAUAUCCGACGCCUGAUCCAAGGUUACUCCAAAGUAGCUUUUACGCCUGAAAGUCAUGUCCCGUUGAAGGAGGGAAUGGGUACCCGGCUGCGUGGUUGGUCCUAUGAGAAGUACAUUGCCUCAUAUGAAGACGGUGACUUCGAGGAAGAGGAGUGA